Populus trichocarpa (black cottonwood) is the source of this 928-nucleotide messenger RNA. Its product is annotated as peptidyl-prolyl cis-trans isomerase Pin1. The record is from RefSeq and is a predicted model, not a curated record. The coding region runs from base 269 to 637 and encodes 122 amino acids. Gene Ontology annotation, cellular component: cytosol; nucleus. Gene Ontology annotation, molecular function: peptidyl-prolyl cis-trans isomerase activity. The transcript has 2 exons. Lineage: Eukaryota; Viridiplantae; Streptophyta; Magnoliopsida; Malpighiales; Salicaceae.
AGGCAAAAGCUAGAAGAUAACCUAUGACAUCAAAGCCACAAGGCACUAUAAACCCAAGACGGAUAUAAAGAGAAAAAACCCUACAAAGAAGAAAAAGCACUGCUCUCACACACACAAAAUCAAACUCAAAAGAGCAGCAAAAAUAGAUUCAGAUCGAAAGAGAAAGAAAGAUUCGAUCUCACAAGAAGAUCGAAACCGAGCACAACCAUCCAAGCCAAAGCACAAAGAAACCCACAGAGAGAGCGAAAAGCACAAAAAGAGACCUAAAAUGGCAUCAUCUGCAUCAGGGACUCAAGUUCGAGCAUCACACAUCCUAAUAAAACACGAGGGUUCAAGAAGGAAGGCAUCAUGGAAAGACCCAGAAGGUCGUGUGAUCAAAAACACGACAAGGGAUAGUGCUAUUUCUGAACUCAAAGCAAUUAGAGAGGAUAUUGUUUCUGGCAAAGCUAAGUUUGAGGAUGUCGCUUCUAGAAUCUCUGAUUGUAGCUCUGCUAAACGUGGCGGCGAUCUCGGGCCCUUUGGUCGAGGCCAGAUGCAGAAGCCUUUUGAAGAGACUACCUUCUCUCUUAAGGUUGGUGAGAUAAGUGACAUAGUGGAUACUGACAGUGGAGUUCACAUCAUCUUGAGGACUGGCUAAUCAUGCAGGGAGAUCAUGGCGUGUAUUGAACAAAUAUUCGAUGUACUUUGCGAACAUAUUCAAGCAUUUACAGGAUUGGUUUUGCUUUCAUUUAAUUCCACAAUGAUCACAUAGUGGUCCUACCUGUUUGGUCAUUCUUAUUGUUUUGAAUUGGUUCUUGACUCGUUAAGGCAUCAUCCCCUGACUCAGUUCAGGCUCGUGUGCUUGGGAUUGUAUUCCUUCUGAAUGACUUCUGGGUGUGCUUUGGGUGAAAUUUAACAGACUCUCUAAUAAUAGCUUCAUUGGAAUGAA